Molecule: messenger RNA, 555 nt
Organism: Dipodomys spectabilis (banner-tailed kangaroo rat)
Lineage: Eukaryota; Metazoa; Chordata; Mammalia; Rodentia; Heteromyidae
Product: proline-rich protein HaeIII subfamily 1-like
Exons: 1
Coding region: 1-555 (184 amino acids)
Source: RefSeq, a predicted model, not a curated record
AUGGAAGGCACUGUUGCAACUGCUACCGAGAGUGGCUUCUUGUCCCGUCCGCACUCGCGCUCUCGGGCACACUUCAUAGCUACCUCCUCGCCAGCUCCUCCUCGCCCAGCACUUUUUCCUCGACCCCCUUAUGGGGACGCCGCAGAGUUCCUCCCCAGAACCCGCUGGGCUGGGGGCUGGCAGCUCUGCGAUGCCAGGGCCAGUGUGGCCCCUCGCAGGCCGGGAGGCCGCGCUCCGCUCGGGCCGCUGCCUCCGUGGCCAGCCCCUCCGGGAGCAGAGCUGCCCGGUCUUUCCGGCCCACGGAGCCGCGAUGGCUGGCACCGCGGCGCCCAGGCGGCUGGACCUCGGAACGGGUCUGGGGCUGCGUCCUGCCCUCUCCUCUCCCCCGCUCUCCUCGUGCCCACCAGGGAGGGACGCCAGGCCCGCCAGGGGCGCCCGACGACCCUGCCAGCGCCCCGCCUCCAGCCCGCCCUCCCUCCUUUCCCACUCCCUCGCGGGCCCUUCAGUGCCCGCGCCCCUUCCCCACCGCGCGGCCCCCGCCAGAGGCCUCCCUAG